UUAAUUAGUUUUAAUGUGAAUUUGUGAUCAAAAAAAAAAAAUCAAAGAUGAAAAGAAGAAGGUUCUCUAAAGUGUUUUCAAUAACAAAUUACGUAUACAUCAACAGAUGUAAAGAAAUAGAGAGGGAUGGAGGAGUAAAAUGACGAAACACUUGGCAAUGAAUAGUAGUCGAUAGUGUGUCGGCAACAUCUUCCAAAUUUUGCACUUACUACCAUUUUCCAGAGACCAAUUCAUUGCACAUAAUAUGAUGUAAGAUCAACACUUAGUCCAAAUUCAGAAGUAUAAUCAAUGAAGUUUCAAACAUUUUUGCAAUACCAUAAAACUAAUAGUAGUAACCUGUCUUUCUCAUAUGACCACAAAAAAAAAACUCACAAACUACAAUAGCUUCAGCAGAUCAACAAAGCCACAAACUAAGCAGGGGCAUUCCCUUAAAAAAAGAAAUUUUCUCACCUUAUUGCUUUUGGGUUGGGACCAAAAAAAAUUUCAUCUUCCAUUUUCUAACUUUAUUUAUUUACCUCUUUUCAUUCAUCUCACCAAAGGGAGGGAAUAUGAUUGCAUAAUGUGCAAGCGCACUCAUGAAAAAUUCUUCUUCUUCUUCUUCUACUCUUCCAAAGCUAAAAACAACUCUGUGAAUCCCUGAAUUUUUCCAGUUGGCCUGGCCCUCCUGCAACCUCUUUUGUUUUUUUUUUUUCUUUUCAUCUUUUAUUUUCUUUUCACAAAAACCCAGAAAAAAAAAAAAACAAAACAAUAGAAUUCCCAAUAGAAAGAACCAAUCUUUUUUCUCCACUCUGCACUCUGCAUCUCUCAUCCUCCUCUUCUCUGAAGUAUCAAAGCUCACAGCCCCAUGAAAAGACCACUAUGGCUUUUGAUUUAAUCUAAGCAGACCGUUUACCAUUAAGGAAGCAUAAUCUGACAGUCUCAGAGGUAAAGAAAAUCAUCGUCAGCAGCGAUGUUGGAUCCUGCAAAUGAACUACUGCCGCCUCCGUCAUCUCCCACCAUUUCCUCCGUUUCUUCUUCUGAUUUCGACACUGAGUCUACAGGUUCAUUUUUCCAUGACCGGAGCACGACGCUUGGGACGUUGAUGGGCGUCACUUUCCCUGCAAUUACAUUCAGAGCACCGUCUCGCACUCAAUCUCAACACCGCCAAAUUCAGAUUCCCGACGCGGAAAACGCCUCCGGGAUCCACUGUAACCGGCGAAAUAAGAAGUCGAAGAAGCACAGGUCAGCGGUUGUGGGGGCGGAUGAGGAUGAAAGGAGGCGGCGGAGACGGUGGAGGUGGUGGGGUCUUUGCCGGGAUGAGUGCGAUUGUAGACCAUCGUCACUGGGGGAGUUCUUGGAGGUAGAACGGCGGUUCGGCGACGUAACUCUUUUCAGUAAUGCGGCGGCGGAGCUGGAAGGGGUCGGGGCAGCUGAUUUUCAUCAGUCGAAUAAUGGGCGGAUGUUGUUCGCCGACGGGAGGGUUUUGCCUCCGGCGGCGGCGGCGGAUGCAGAUGAACCGGAAUCCCCGGCCGGAGUUUUGUGUAGAUUCUCGGCGGUGUCGCUCAGUGGCAUCUGUAGUGGUGGCAGUGGCGGUGGUGUUGGAUAGGAUCAAAUAUUUUUCUCCGUAUUUCAAUUUUCCUGUUUUUUAGAAAAAUGAAAAUAAUUUCUCAUUAUAAACAUUAAAGUGUUCUAUGAAACCCUUUUUUUUUGGGUUUAAUUAUUGUAAUUGGUUGGCAAUUCUUUGCUACUUUGGUCUUUAGGGGUGGGGAAAAAGUUUGGCUCUUUUUGCCAAUUUGCGCUACUUUUUUUUAACUAAGUGUUGGCAAUUGUCACUCUGUCAGCCAUUAGAAAUUGCAAUUCUAUCGAACUGAAAAAAUGAAAAUGACACAUUUGUGAAAAAGGAAAUGUUGGGAUUAUUUGGGCAAAUGUCAUGAUCAUGGUAUGUUUGGACAAAAAUCACAGUUAAUUUAGUCUAUAG
Oldenlandia corymbosa var. corymbosa is the source of this 1957-nucleotide messenger RNA. NCBI's taxonomy places the organism in Eukaryota, Viridiplantae, Streptophyta, Magnoliopsida, Gentianales, Rubiaceae. The record is from the annotation of a GenBank genome assembly.